CUGAACGUCGCGAACGCCGCCGCCAUCAAAAAACUGUCGCUGCCACAGUUGCGACAACUAGCAACUUGCAACUAGCAACUAGCAACUAGCAACUAGCAACUGGCAACUAGCAACCUUAAACGAUACCAGCAAGAUCAAAGUUCUAUACGCAAAUCCAUUAAGAACACCUAUUGAAAGCCAUUUGUGAAAAUCCAAGGCAACCGUGCCAUUGAUUGUUUUUUUGUAAUUUUUUAUUGUGCGUGCAUUGGCAUAAGCGAUCGAGAAUAUACCUUUUGUUCCGCGAAUUGUGCCAGCUGGCGGCAUCAAAAGCUGGAGGAGGUGCUAAUCCCAUAAAGAGCACAAUAAAAUCGGCGAAAGUUGCAAAAUGCAUUCCACGGCAUGCGGCGUAGGUGCCUCGGCCACAAACCUCUCAACACUGCAAUCAAGCUCCAUCACAACGGGAUCGGGAUCGGGAUCUGGAACAGGAGCAGCAGCAGCAGCAGCAGCAGCAGCAGCGGAUGCUCACAAGAUGGUGCACCACAGCAACGAGGAUGCCAUGAACAAGAUUCCACUCAAGUCCGCCGGCGGAUUGGACUCCGAUGAGGAGAAGAAUGGCGGCGAACUCAUGCAGGACACCGCCGCCGCCGAGGAGGCGAGACGCGAGCAGAUGCGUGUCAAAGUCUUGGCCUGGAUGAAGAAGCUGACCAUCGUGCUGAUCUGCUUUAUUGGCAUUGCCCUGAUCAGCUACGUGAUCAUUAGCCUGUGCUUCAGUGACUGGCCAAAAUCGACGCCGAAUAGAAACAGCACAACAACAACAACAACGACGACGACAACAACAACAGAAGCAACAACAACAACAACAGCAGCAACAGCAACAGCAACAGAAAUUGCAAUUGCAAUUGCAGCAGCAACAAGCACAACAGAUAUUGCAAGUAGCUCAGCACAACCACCACCACCGGCAACAGCAACAACAAUUGCACCAUCAGCAACAGCAACAACAAUUAGCACCACCACCACCUCCUCCACAACAACAACAACAACAACAAGUACACAACAACCACCAACAACAACAACAACAACAACAAGCAGAACAGAAAGCAAUCCCAGUCCCACACUUAAAACAUUUCAUUUAACAGAUGAGCAGCAACAGGAAACGGAAACGGAAACGGCAAAUCAACCAGAAACGGAUGGCAUUGGCAACCUGAACCUGGCCACCACUCCAUCGGAUGACCUCCUGCCCAACGUGGCCGCCUCAACGGCCUCGAUCACGGCCAAGGCCCCCGCCUGGCUGGCGGAUCAGAUCCAGAAGGACACCGGCGAUCAGUUCGAGUCGGUGCUCGGGGUCUACCAACAUGGCGCCGUCAGUUCCGACAACCUCGAGUGCAGCAAGAUCGGCAGCGGGAUCCUUCAGAAGAAUGGCAGCGCGGUGGAUGCGGCGAUCGCCGCCAUGCUGUGCAACGGACUGCUGACCCUGCAGAGCAUGGGGAUCGGUGGCGGCCACAUGAUGAACAUCUACGACCGCGAGGAGCAGCACGCCACUGCGAUCGAUGCCCGCGAGGUGGCUCCGUACGCCGCCGAGCCGAACAUGUUCGCCGAGGAUCCGGAGAAGUCGUACAAGGGGCCGCUGAGCAUUUCGGUGCCCGGCGAGGUGAUGGGCUACCAUGCGGCCCACCAGAGAUUCGGAAGGCUCCCCUGGGCAGAUCUGGUUGCCCCGUCGCUGGAGCUCUGCGAGAAGGGCUACCAUGUGUCGCAGCACAUGGAACGGGCCCUCCACUCCGUGUUGCCUUACAUCACAAAGCACGAGCAAUACCAGAUCUACUUGAAUGAGCAGACGGGCAAGCCACAUGUCGCCGGAACGGUGGUGAAGCCACCGAAGAACCUCUGCACCACGUACAAACUGCUCGCCCAGAACGGACCCAUGGACUUCUACAAUGGCACGGUGGCCAAGUUGCUGGCGGAGGACCUGAGCGACAUGGGCAGCAUCAUCACUCUGGCGGAUCUGGAAUACUACGAGGUGGAUGUGGUUAAUUCGAUCACCAUGGACUUGGGUGGCGAUACCCUCUACGUGAUACCGCCGGUCAGCUCCGGUUCGGUGGUGGCUCACAUCCUGAGCAUCCUGCAGGGAUAUAACUUCACCGCAAAGGAUCUGUCCACCGAGGAGCUGAGGGCCCGGACCAUCCAUCGGUUCGCCGAGGCCAUGAAGUUCGGCUUUGCCCAACGGCCCGAAUUGGGCGAUAUCCAUUAUGUUGAUACCCGAGAGCUCGUCAGCCGGCUGAACAGUCCGGACUUUGGCGAACAGAACCGGGCCAAGAUCAACGACUCGUAUGUCCUGCCAGAUCCUCAGGCCUACGGUGCUCAGUUGUCCGGAAACGAGGACAUCGAUGGCACAUCGCACUUGGUCGUUUUGGCCCCCAACGGAGAUGCCGUCUCUGUGACCAGCUCCAUCAAUUCGUACUUUGGCUCCGGACUAAUUGGAGCCCGAACGGGCAUCGUGCUGAACAAUGGGAUGAACGACUUCGCCGUGAAGAACAACUUCUUCGGACUGCCGCCGUCGCAGGCCAAUGCCAUCGAGGGCCACCGGCGGGCGAUGUCCUCGCAGUCGCCGAUCCUGCUGGCGGACAAGUCCGGCGAUAUGCGGCUGGUGAUCGGAGCAGCCGGCGGCAGCAAGAUCAUUCCCGCCGUGGUCGAGGUGGCCGCCAAUGUCCUCUGGUUCGGCGAGGAUCUGCGGCAGGCGAUCAAUGCGCCCCGUUUCUACCACCAGCUGCAGCCCGAUGUCCUGGAGUACGAGGAGGGUGGCUUCCCGGAGUCGCUGCUGAAGCUGCUCGUCCAACGGGGUCACAAGUUGAAGGUCGUUGCCCCAACAAAGGGAUCGGUGGUCACGGCAAUUUCGCGGAAUGCCACGGCCAUUUACGCGAAUGCGGAUUACCGCAAACGUGGCGGAGUUGCUGGUUUCUAGGAUGUCCAGGAAGAAAGUCCCUUCAAUCAUCCACCCACUCAUUCACACAACCAUACAUCACACACCACCACACAUACACACACAACACACACACACACAGACACUGCAUUGAGAUUAGAGCAGAACUGCCCAGAAAAGAGAGCAAUUUCCAGGAAGAAAAUAAAUGAACGCGAAACCAAAUUACCAUAUUGGGCCGUUCUGGUCUAUAGAGUGGUCUUCGAGCAGAUCGAUUCGCAUCAAGUGAAAAGUAUUUAAGCUAGCUAUGUCUUUUUUACAUACUAUGUAUAUCGUACGUUAUAUAAAUUUAUAUGCUACUACCUAACUACUACCUUAUACAAUAAAAACCAAGAGAAAACCAACAAAGCGAAUUGUAUUACAGGUUUCACAAUCUUUGCAAAAUGUUUUCAAGAAACCCAAAGAAAUGACAAAACAUAUUUGCACUUUCAGAAAAGUAGUCUUAUAAAUCAAUGAAACUUAUGUCUGUUAGAUUUUACAGGAAAAAAUGUAUAUUAAAGUCUUGACGACUUAAAAUGCUGAUAAAGAACAUCCUAUACAAUUAAUCAAAAACAUAAUAACUUCCAGUUGAUAGAACUGGUUGAAAUGUGUAAAACUAUGCUGAACUAAAACGUCUAGUGGCAUUUAUGGAUUUUAUCUGGCAUUUACCUUUUAAGUGAUCGGAUGAUGAAUAAGAUAAUUCCCCUUAGAUCUCCGUAAACAAACACUUAUAAAAUGGCUAAGAUGCCAAGAACACAAAAUAAUCGAAUAAACCGUAAAGUAUGCAA
Drosophila ficusphila is the source of this 3717-nucleotide messenger RNA. RefSeq names its product scoloptoxin SSD14. Bases 365 to 2935 code for a protein of 856 amino acids. Gene Ontology annotation, molecular function: glutathione gamma-glutamate hydrolase. Lineage: Eukaryota; Metazoa; Arthropoda; Insecta; Diptera; Drosophilidae. Gene Ontology annotation, biological process: glutathione catabolic process. The record is from RefSeq and is a predicted model, not a curated record. Gene Ontology annotation, cellular component: plasma membrane. The transcript is spliced from 7 exons.